Molecule: messenger RNA, 690 nt
Organism: Sinocyclocheilus anshuiensis
Lineage: Eukaryota; Metazoa; Chordata; Actinopteri; Cypriniformes; Cyprinidae
Product: transmembrane emp24 domain-containing protein 11-like
Exons: 5
Coding region: 45-590 (181 amino acids)
Source: RefSeq, a predicted model, not a curated record
ACUAGUGUUGUGUUAUUGUUACUUGUAACUUUCUUACCUUAAAAAUGAAUUGUUUUACAGUAAUGAAUGUGAGGCUGACAGGCCUGCUGCUAGCCAGUUUUGUCAUUUUGGCUCCUGCGAUGUAUUUUGAUUUAGGGGAGCAGGAGGAAAAGUGUCUCAUUGAGGAGAUUCCAGAGGACACACUUGUGUCAGUCUACAACAGCCAAGUAAAAAGUGUAUCGGCUUCGGGUCAGCAUUUCUUGUGCAUGCAGUCCAACUCCACCAGGUUCUCUGUGUUUGCUGGAGAUCGUUUGAAAGUGCAUUUAGAUGUCCAGAUGGGCGAGCAUACCAUUGAUCCUAAUGCUGCGAAGGCAAAGGACACUAUGAAAGCAAUGGAGUACAACUUGCAACAUCUCAUUGACCAGAUGCGUUACAUUAGCAGGCAGCAAAAUUUCCAAAGGGACCGUGAGGAGAAGUUUCGCCAAAUGAGUGAGGAAACAAAUGGAAACGUUUUGCGGUGGGCCAUUAUUCAGACAUCAAUACUCCUCUCUCUUGGAAUCUGGCAAAUGAAAAACCUCAAAAACUUUCUGAUCGAAAAGAAGUUGGUUUAGCUUUACGAAAUGACUAACUGUGUGUCUGGACAACCGUAACAUUGUUUGAAGCAUAAUGUUGAAGUCUAAAUGACUUCAUCUGAGCAUAAACAUCUGAGCA